UUUCUCAUUACUGAAGUAAGGUCCCCCUUGUUGGAUUUUAACCGCGGGUCAAACGGUGGAGAGCGUGAAGGGGAAGUGAGGAGGGAAAGGAGACCGGGUGAGUUUGGCGCAGACAGCUGUGCAUUAGCAGGUAAACUGGGGUCCAAGGUGCGCACUGAGCCGCCUAUGAUACCAACAACACGGAUGGAAAGAACUUUAAUGUCGAACCCUCACAGAGUUUUGCAACGGAGGCUGAGAGUAGAGACAGACUGGCAGUUUAUAUUAUAACUUGAAGGAGGCCAGAGGGACAGAUCAGAAAGCCGUCAGCCGAUACUCCGUGCGUCACUGUAGGGACAAACAGCAGCAGGGAGCCGACAGGUAGAGCCCAGCAUUUAGGAACAGACCUUGCAUCCUCUGCGCACCUGGAGCCUUGUGCGUGUAGGAAGAUGUCCAGAGAGGAGCAGAGCCUGUCGGAGGUUGAGCUCAGUCCCGGGAUGUCGGACGACAGCCGCUCCCUGUCACCGGGUCAUUCCUCCGGUGCCACCGGCGGGGGGGACUCGCCUCUCCACGGGCAGCAGCAGCCGCAGCUGGCGGGUCUGGACGACUCGGCGGCGGGCUGCUCGUCCGUCAAAUCCGACGAUGAGGACGAACGCUUCCCCGCAGGGAUCCGCGACGCGGUGAGCCAGGUGCUCAACUGCUACGACUGGACCCUCGUGCCCAUGCCCGUGCGCGUGAACACCGGAAGCAAGAGCAAGCCGCACGUGAAGAGGCCCAUGAACGCGUUCAUGGUGUGGGCGCAGGCGGCGCGGAGGAAACUGGCAGACCAACACCCGCACCUGCACAACGCAGAGCUCAGCAAGACCCUGGGGAAGCUCUGGAGGCUUCUUAACGAGAGCGACAAGCGACCCUUCAUUGAGGAGGCAGAGAGGCUCCGGAAGCAACACAAGAAAGACUAUCCUGACUACAAAUACCAGCCAAGACGCCGCAAAAGCGGAAAACCUGGUUCUGGGUCAGGAAGUGAGGCCGAUGGCCAUUCGGAGGGUGAGGUCAGCCACAGCCAAUCCCACUACAAGGGCCUCCAACUGGAUGUGGCCCUAAGUAGAGGAGCCGGGUCCCCUCUGGCAGAUGGGCACCACCCUCAUGCUGCAGGUCAGAGUCACAGUCCUCCCACACCUCCCACCACUCCCAAGACUGAGCCUCAGUCUGGGAAGGCGGGGGAUGGAAAGCGGGAGGGUGCUGGGAGUGGGGGCUCCCGUGGCGCAAUGGGAGCCGAGGGAAGCUCAGGUGCUCCUGGAUCUGGAAAACCUCACAUCGACUUUGGUAAUGUGGACAUUGGUGAGAUGAGCCAUGAGGUGAUGGCCAACAUGGAGCCUUUUGAUGUCAAUGAGUUUGACCAGUACCUUCCCCCAAAUGGACACCCGGGGGUUGGGCAGAGUGCUGGGGCAGGAGCGGCUGCAACAGCUUCUCCAGCCUCUCCGUACACCUAUGGCAUCUCCUCAGCUCUGGCAGUGGCCAGUGGACACUCAGCAGCCUGGCUCUCCAAGCAGCAGCAGCAGCAGCAGCAGCAGCCGCUGCAACAUCAAGGCCCCCCUCUUGGCUCAGAUCCCACCAAGGCCCAGAUCAAGAGCGAGGCCGGGGGUGCCGGGGGUCACUUCUCAGAGGCAGCCUCAGUAGGUUCCCAUGUCACCUACACCCCCCUCAGCCUGCCUCACUACAGUUCUGCCUUCCCCUCGCUGGCCUCUAGGGCUCAGUUUGCUGAAUAUGCUGACCACCAGGCCUCGGGGUCUUACUACGCCCAUUCCGGCCAGGCCUCGGGGUUGUACUCUGCCUUCUCUUACAUGGGGCCCUCCCAGAGGCCCCUGUACACUGCCAUCACUGACCCAGCCAGCGUACCGCAGUCACACAGCCCCACCCACUGGGAACAGCCCAUCUACACGACACUGUCGCGGCCAUGACAGAUAACGAGACCAGAGGGCACUGGUGCAGGUUCAGCCCCCAUGU
Molecule: messenger RNA, 1980 nt
Organism: Centropristis striata (black sea bass)
Lineage: Eukaryota; Metazoa; Chordata; Actinopteri; Perciformes; Serranidae
Gene: sox10
Product: SRY-box transcription factor 10
Exons: 4
Coding region: 426-1934 (502 amino acids)
Biological process (GO): morphogenesis of an epithelium; neural crest cell migration; peripheral nervous system development
Cellular component (GO): nucleus
Molecular function (GO): DNA-binding transcription factor activity, RNA polymerase II-specific; RNA polymerase II cis-regulatory region sequence-specific DNA binding
Source: RefSeq, a predicted model, not a curated record